Molecule: messenger RNA, 2360 nt
Organism: Asparagus officinalis (garden asparagus)
Lineage: Eukaryota; Viridiplantae; Streptophyta; Magnoliopsida; Asparagales; Asparagaceae
Product: pentatricopeptide repeat-containing protein At1g31430
Exons: 1
Coding region: 61-1977 (638 amino acids)
Biological process (GO): RNA modification
Molecular function (GO): protein binding; RNA binding
Source: RefSeq, a predicted model, not a curated record
AAAUUAGUUACCCUCGUGACCCUGACCCUGUUAUAAUGCAAGCUUUUUUAAGCUACCCCCAUGCUCCAUCACCUUCCUUCAUUGCCUCCAAACUUUUCCCGCCAGAAAUCCAUCUUCAACCUCACAGCCCUCGCCAAGCCAUCAUGUAUCUCUCUCCUCAAGUUGUGCAGCUCCAUGAGGAAAUUCAAACAAAUCCAUUGCCAAAUCCUGAUCUCAAACCAACAUCAAACCGGCGAAAUCCUAGACCACCUCAUCCUCCACUGCACUCACCCACAAACAGGAGACCUCAAAUACGCAUUGAAAUUAUUUGAAACAAUCAAAACCCCGUCUUUAUUUGCCUAUAACUUGAUGAUCAAGGCAUUCCACAAAAAGGGUAGCUUCAAUAGUGUCCUAAUGCUUUACAACAGAAUGAGAGAGGAGAGCUUGAAACCCGAUAAUUUCACAUACCCUCUUGUUUUAAAGUCGAUGGGUCGCCUUGGGUUGACGGAGGAAGCAAGAAAGGUCCAUGCCUUUGUUUUGAAAUCAGGGUUUGAGUUUGAUUCUUAUGUUAGGAGCUCCCUUAUUGGAGUGUUUGCUGAUUUGGGUUGCGUUGAAGUUGCUCGACUGUUGUUCGAUGAAAUGCCUAAGAGGAGCUUAGUUUGCUGGAAUGCCCUGAUUUCUGGACUCGUGAGGGGUAGAGAAUUUGAGGGUGCAAUUUCGGUGUUUGAGAAGAUGGCGGAAGAGGGUUUGGAGCCCGAUGAGGCUACUCUUGUGAGCACGCUCUCGGCUUGUGUACAAUUGCGUAAUUUGGAACUGUGGAAAAAAUUUCGUCGGUAUAUUAAUGAAAGUUUUAAAUUUAGCCUUCCUAUAGGAAAUGUGCUAUUGGAUUUGUACGCAAAAUGUGGGUGUUUAGAUUUGGCUAGAACUUCUUUUGAUGGCAUGCCGAUGAGAAAUGUGAUCUCUUGGACCAACAUGAUCUCAGGAUAUUUGAAUUUGGGUAGGUUACAUGAAGCAAGAGAACUGUUUGAUUCUAGUCCGACUAAGGAUAUAAUUCUUUGGACGACUAUGCUUAAUGGCUAUGUGCAAUAUAAUCAAUACGAAGAAGCCCUUUCCCUCUUCCAAAAGAUGUCGAUGAAAAGAAUCAAACUUGAUAAGUUCACAGUUGUGACCCUUCUCACUGCUUGUGCAAAUUUGGGUGCCCUCGAGCAAGGGGAAUGGAUCCAUGAAUAUAUCAAGAACAACAUGAUACAAACAGAUGCUGUAAUUAGCACUGCCCUAAUUGAAAUGUAUUCAAAGUGCGGGUGUAUAGAAAAAGCAAUGGAGGUAUUCAGGAAUGUACAAGGUAGAAAAGACGCCAAAAGUUGGACAUCAAUUGUGUGUGCACUAGCAAGGAAUGGUCAAGCAGCAAGAGCCCUUGAAAUGUUCUCGGAUAUGCAAAUGUAUGGGGCUAAACCUGAUGAUAUCACCUUUAUCGGUGUUUUAGCUGCUUGCAGUCAUGGAGGAUUACUCAACGAAGGGCGUCGAUAUUUUUAUGAAAUGAAGGAAAUACAUCGAAUAGAGCCCAGAAUUGAUCAUUAUGGUUGUUUCAUUGAUCUCCUAGGGAGAUUUGGUCUUUUAGAAGAAGCGAAGGAGCUGAUAGAGAGAACGUCAAAUGUAAAAGAUUGUGAUGUUUUAUCGUUAUGGGGUUCUUUGCUUGGGGCUUGUAGGAUCCAUGGAAAUGCUGAGAUGGGCAAGCGAAUAGUAAAAAAGGUUGUUGAUUAUGAAUCAAGGGAUUCUGGGCUUCAUGUAUCGAUUGCUAACUUAUAUGCAGCAGCAGGAAGAUGGGAGGACGUGUAUAGGGUAAGAGGAAAGAUGAAAGAUACAGGAGUUAAAAAGACACCUGGUUGUAGUUCUAUCGCUUCAUAUUCUGAUAUUCCUGUGUUGAAUAGUAUGAACAGAGUAAUGGAGAUGAAGGAAAUGGAAGAAGUAGAUAAAGGAUUGAUGGGAGCUGUUUCAUGAGAUUGCAACCUUGUAUUGUAGGGUUAAUAGAUGGACCCCUGUACUAUCGCUCAAUUGCGGAUAGACCCUGUGCAGUUCCAUUGUCGCGGAUAGACCCAAGUGAUUUUUUUUUUUUUUUUUUGCCCCACUCUAAAAAAAUUCUUCCUCUGAGGGUAAAAUAGUCACACAAAAAAAGGUUCACUCAGGAGUCUACCUGCAACAAGAGUAAUUAUAGGGACUUGUCCACAAUUGGGUGAUAUGAGAGAGGAUCUGUCCGCAAUUAACCCUUCAUUUUAAGAAGAGAUGCCUUCACUCAAUCACAUUGAGAUUUCAUGUACGCUUUUUCCACAACUGAGGUACUGUAUACCACAAAUGGUGAAGUAUUGUCAUACUUAUUUUGUAAU